CAAAAAAUGUGUUAGGCUGUUUGUGGUCUGUCAGUGUCUUUGUGACUCUCGUACCCAUAACAUCACUUUAACACUGUGACAUUUGAUAGGAUCAGAUCAACCAUCUAAAGGCUUGUUAUGGCGUGGAUGACCCCCUUUCUUAUCUUCUGUCUUCAGAUACUCUACCCACCAUGUCAGGCAAACGAACAAGCCUCUCUAAGGUUUGUUGGUAUUGGAGACUGGGGUGGACUUCCUUUAUACCCCUACUACACACCACAUGAGUUUCACACAGCCAAUGAACUGGGCAUAAUUGCUGAGAGCUCAGGACUGGACUUUGUCCUCAGCUUAGGAGAUCAUUUCUACUUCAGCGGUGUCAGGGAUGUAGAUGACACCCGCUUCAAGUCCACCUAUGAGAGCAUAUUCUCCCACCCUGCCCUGAUCGCUGUGCCAUGGUACCUGGUGGCGGGAAAUCACGAUCACCGUGGAAACGUGUCAGCCCAGAUCGCCUACUCAAACAGAUCUGAAAGAUGGAACUACCUCGACCUCUACUAUGAACUGAAGUUCAAGGUUCCACACAGUAAUGUGUCCCUUACGGUUCUGAUGAUUGACACAGUGGUUUUGUGUGGGAACACCUAUGAUGGACUUGAUCCUGUUGGCCCGGAAGACAAUAUUGCUUCUAACCAACAGCUGAAGUGGAUUGAGGAGAAACUUCGAAACGUCAAGUCAGAAUUUGUCAUUGUGGCUGGGCACUAUCCAGUCUGGUCCAUCGGCUAUCACGGUCCCACCAAGUGUCUAGUAAAGAAACUAAGACCCCUACUGAAGAAGUACAAUGUCUCUUUAUAUCUAUGUGGUCAUGACCACAGUCUGCAGUUUAUCAGAGAAGACGAUGGAAGUUCGUACGUGGUCAGCGGGACUGGAGUUGUUGAGGAUAUUUUCACUGACCACAAGAACAGCUUCCCGUCGUCUUGGCAACUGUUUUCCAAUGUGGUCAAUAAGACGGCAGGAGCGUUUGUUUACUUUGAGGUCAAUACAAGUGAAAUGCUGAUAAGUUACAUCCAACCAGACGGGAAAUGUGUGUACCAGACAUCUGUCCCUAAACGCACAAUCCAACUCUAAAAUCAUCAUAACAUUCACAACAGUCUGCUCUUAAAGGGAUAGUUCACACAAAAAUGAAAACUCUGUCAUUAUUUACUCACCCUCAUGUUGUUCCAUACACGUAUGACUUUCUGAAACAUCUGAUGUAAAACAUCUUCUUUUGUGUUCCAUGGAAGAAAGUCAUACGGGUAUUAAAUGCUCAUUUUUGGGUGAGAUAUCUCUCUAAUAAACACAAGAGUCGCUUUGACAAUUGUUUUUUCUGCCAGUAAAUUCAUUCCUAAUUGUAUAAAGUGCAUUUUAGCUAUGCAUUUUAGUUUGGUUUGUUAUGUACGAAAAAAAAUAAAUCCAAUUUAAUCUAAAGAAAAAAA
Molecule: messenger RNA, 1442 nt
Organism: Myxocyprinus asiaticus (Chinese sucker)
Lineage: Eukaryota; Metazoa; Chordata; Actinopteri; Cypriniformes; Catostomidae
Product: tartrate-resistant acid phosphatase type 5-like
Exons: 6
Coding region: 118-1095 (325 amino acids)
Biological process (GO): bone resorption
Molecular function (GO): ferrous iron binding; ferric iron binding; acid phosphatase activity
Source: RefSeq, a predicted model, not a curated record